Messenger RNA from Bradysia coprophila, 1474 nucleotides. It is a transcript of the gene CAH3, whose product is annotated as Carbonic anhydrase 3. Lineage: Eukaryota; Metazoa; Arthropoda; Insecta; Diptera; Sciaridae. Gene Ontology annotation, molecular function: carbonate dehydratase activity; zinc ion binding. Gene Ontology annotation, cellular component: cytoplasm. The record is from RefSeq and is a predicted model, not a curated record.
AAGUAAACAAAUGUUUUAAAUUUCAAUGAAAAUAGUCAAACAUUUCGAUUCAUUUGAUGUAACUCAUUGUCUUUACCGCAUACAAUUCAACAAUUUUAUAAUUAGAAAAAUUAUCCGGACAAAAUUCUCGUUCUGGUGCAGUACUUUAUGCAUCUUCAGUUCAUAAAUUGUUUUUGUUAAUAAAAAUGUUGCUAAGCUAAACUAAUGACGUGUUAAUUGAAACUUAGAACCAGUUAAUAAAUUAAACGAAGCAAAAGUAAACAAACCGCCGUACAGUGUGUAUAAUUUAAGACGGUUGGAUUCGCGUUAACGUGUAACAUGGCGGUCCAAUCACCCAUUGCCAUUAGUACACGUGAAGCAAAUUAUAAGGACGAUGUUGAACCACUAGAAUAUCAUGGACAUUGGGAGGCGGUCGGCACUGCUCGCAUCGAAAAUACGGGCACAUCGGCUAUGAUAACAUUUCCACGGCGACCACAUCAUCCAUACAUAAUGGGCGGCCCGUUGAAGGAGCGCUACAUAUUCGAACAAUUACAUUUUCACUGGGCGGAUACGGACCAAUCGGGUUGUGAGCAUACAUUAGAGGGAAAUAAGUACUCGAUGGAAGCGCAUGCUGUACACUAUAAUUCUAAGUAUAGUAGUUUUACGGAAGCGGCUGACAAACCUGACGGACUCGCGGUAACGGCAUUUUUUAUUCAAGCUUGUGGUGACAAAGACUGUCCGGAAUUUAAGAAAACCACCGAAGGCAUACGAAAUGUUCAAGUACCAUUCACGCAAGCGGCGUUAGACUCCGAUUGCCUUUCGUGGAUCGGAUUGCAGGAAUUGAGCAAACAUUACUACACUUAUAAGGGAUCACUUACCACUGCGCCUUACUUUGAAAGUGUUACUUGGAUCAUUUAUCGAACGCCAAUUUAUGUAUCGAAGCAACAGAUUGCGGUAUUUAGGAGCUUGGGAUCCUGUCCCAAAGACGAUAGUAAGCGGAUCGUGAACAAUUAUCGCCCGAUCCAGAAACCUGUACAGGAGCCAAAGAUUAUAUUCGCCCGUAAUGUUGCCAAAUUGAAAUCCAAAUUAUAGCAUUCCACGCGGUGCGUGAUGUUGUAGAGAACUUCGUUUUUUACCAACAACUUUUUUUUUUCUUGUGGUGAUAUAGGAUAAAGCUUAGAAUGUAAAAUAGUCAACAACAACAAAAAAACAUGCUUUUAAUUUGGGGUUUCAGCGCAGACACAAAAAAAAUUAUUUGAUGAAAGAAAAUCGAUUUUUCAAUUUGAUUUAACGAGGCUAGUAUCGAUCAAAGUGUUUCCUAAUCAAAUCCAAAAAAAACGGAAUGUUUAACGAAUCAAUGCCAUUCCACCGACGCAAUAAUGUCGACAGUGCUCGUUCCUUUUCAAUUUUUUUUAGUCAUCUUUUGGUUGACAGUGCAUUCGCCGCGUGAAGUAAAUACACCGAAUUUUGUAAAAAGUAAAAUAAACUAAAAGUG